Molecule: messenger RNA, 1311 nt
Organism: Cutaneotrichosporon cavernicola
Lineage: Eukaryota; Fungi; Basidiomycota; Tremellomycetes; Trichosporonales; Trichosporonaceae
Exons: 3
Coding region: 1-1311 (436 amino acids)
Source: RefSeq, a predicted model, not a curated record
AUGGCAGUCCCACUCAAAUCAGGCUUCGAGCUCGACGACGACCCGGCAACCCCGCGCACCGACGCGACCGUCUGCUUCCGCGACCUCAUCCCGCACCCCGACCAUCCUCGUGUCGCUGGCAUCUCGACGCACGACGCACACAGUUGGUGCGCGUCGCGACGUGCAGUCCCCGCCCCAGCGUGGCUGAUCAAGCGGCUCGACGUCUCUAACCUGGAGCCAUAUGUGGGAUUCAGCGCCAACGGCAACCCUCUCCCCCAGAUCGCAUACAGCGACGACGAGGGUGCCCCAGUCAACGCGGCAGUAGAUGCCGUCAACGUCCUCCUGGAUGCCCUUCCAGACGAACUGAGGAGCCAAGUAGUGAGGGGAACCGUGGACAAUGACGAGUUCCGCGCCUGGUCUAAUCCCGAACUAUACGUCAAUCCUGGUGGUAUACGGCUUGACGAAACUAGCCCCCAAACCCAGGACCUCAUUCAUGACAUCCUACGCUCGUCCCUUUCCAAGGAAGGAUAUGAGAAAGUCAACGGGUGCAUGCUCACAAAUCACUUUCUGGGUCAACUCGUCAAUGGACCAAAGGUCCUCAAUCGGCACAGCUACAAUUUCCGGCUCUUCCUCCCUCCCUCUGGUCCCAGUCUCACUGAGCCUUGGGGAUACACCUUCUUUGGACACCACCUCUGCCUUGCUGUGCUCUUUUGCGGGCCGCGAAUGGUGAUCGGGCCGACGUUUAUGGGCGCCGAGCCGGAUCGGAUUGAUGUUGGACCUCAUGCGGGGUUACGGCUGUUUAAAAGGGAGGAGAUUGGGGGCCUGAAUCUCACGCGCUCGUUGAGCGCGGAGAACCAGAGGCGCGCGCAGAUUUACGAGGGGAUGACGUGUGAUGAGGGGUUGCCGGCGGACCAGUGGAACCCGUUUGACGAGCGUCACCUCGCCGGCGCGCGCCAAGACAACCGCAUCGUACCCUACGACGGUCUCCCCAUAUCGUCCAUGACACCCAACCAACGGGAGGAGAUCUACGCCCUCAUCCAGGCAUUCAACAUCUACCUCCCCGCCGGUCCGCUUCAAGCCAAGAUGCGGCGCGUCCGUUCCUUCGAGGACCAGACGUAUUUCGCGUGGAUAGGCAAGUAUGGUCUCGGGGACCCGUAUUAUUUCCGCAUACACAGUCCGGUCGUGUUCUGCGAGUUUGACUUUCAUUGUGGGAUCUUCCUCACCAACACGUCCCCGGCGAAAUGUCAUAUCCACACGGUGAACCGCCUCCCAAACUGCGAGGAUUACGGUAAAGCGCUCGUCGCGCAGUGGCGGGAGGGAGGGUGUGUGUAG